Messenger RNA from Sardina pilchardus (European sardine), 949 nucleotides. RefSeq names its product leucine rich repeat containing 3 (gene lrrc3). The transcript has a single exon. Gene Ontology annotation, molecular function: protein binding. The coding region runs from base 1 to 717 and encodes 238 amino acids. Lineage: Eukaryota; Metazoa; Chordata; Actinopteri; Clupeiformes; Clupeidae. The record is from RefSeq and is a predicted model, not a curated record.
AUGCUCUUCACAAGCUCGCUGGCUGCCACCUGCCCUAAAGGCUGCCACUGUUCCGAGCGCGGCGGAUUGACAGUGGUGCAGUGCGCCUCGCGGAAUUUGGAAAGCAUCCCCCAGGAUCUCCCCCACGACACCGUGGCCCUCCUGCUCUCCUCCAACCACAUCCGCAAGAUCCCCAGCCAGGCCUUCAAGGACCUGCCGCGCCUCCAGGAGCUGGACCUGUCGCGCAACCGCAUCGAGGCGGUGGACGCCGACGCCUUCCAGGGCGUGGCGGACAGCCUGCGCGUGCUGGACCUCUCCAACAACCUGAUCCAGAGCGUGCCCAAGGAGGCCUUCGCCCGGCUCCACGCCCGCAUCCGGCUGUCCAACAACCCGUGGCACUGCGAGUGCACGCUGCAGGAGGUGCUGCGCGAGCUCCAGCUGGACCCCGAGACGGUCAACGAGGUCAGCUGCCACACCUCGGUGCUGGAGGAGCACGCCGGCAAGCCGGUCAUCCAGGUGCUGGACUCGGGCAUCAACUUCUGCAACUUCCACCACAAGACCACCGACGUGGCCAUGUUCGUCACCAUGUUCGGCUGGUUCGCCAUGGUCAUCGCCUACGUCAUCUACUACGUCCGGCACAACCAGGAGGAUGCCAGGAGACACCUCGAGUACCUGAAGUCUCUGCCCAGUAGCUCGCAGAUAAGCAAAGAUUUUGACACAAUCAGCACAGUGUUAUAGCACCUGUGUUUAUCUGUUUCUUCCUACCGUGGACUUAAUGCAUUUGGAUUGUUGACUUUUCUAACGUCAUUUCUGGCACAGUUAAUCACACAACUGCAAGCCUUAAAAUCAGUAAGGGAAUUGAACAUUUUCUUAGACUACACCUUCAGUAAACACACAGACUCUCAGACGCUCUCUGUCCCUGCGAAUGAUAUCUGUCACACGCCAGGACUGCCCUUUGUACCACCAUGAC